This is a messenger RNA of Melanaphis sacchari, 1884 nucleotides long. RefSeq names its product glycine-rich cell wall structural protein-like. The transcript has 5 exons. The record is from RefSeq and is a predicted model, not a curated record. Bases 171 to 1823 code for a protein of 550 amino acids. NCBI's taxonomy places the organism in Eukaryota, Metazoa, Arthropoda, Insecta, Hemiptera, Aphididae.
UGGGUUUACUCACAUGUUCGUCGGUGAUUUUGAUGACCACAGCUACCCUAUAUAAUUUUUAUUGUAUGUUACGGCGGUCAGUGUAGAUUUUAUUAUCAUAUUCGAAGUAUAACUAAUAAUAUCUUUUGAAACGUUCCUGCCAAUUGGAUCAUAAUAUUAUUGUAUUCAACAUGGGAACUUUAUCAAUCGUAAUAUUCUGCUUCUUUGCAAUCGCCAGCAUAUUCGACACAACACAUGCAACAUUUGGUGGCAAAGAACAUGUACAUAUCCGUGUUCAUGUGCCAACCAUUGUGAAAGAAGUUUAUGUAAAAAAACCAGUUCACCAUCACGAACACCACGAUGAUCAUUAUUCUGGUCAUAGUGAUCAUGGAAGUUCAUCUGGUGGUUAUGGAGGAUCUUCUAGUAGUUAUGGUAGUGGUGGAGAUGAUUCGUAUAGUGAUCACGGAUCUUCUGGUAUUUAUGAUUCUGGAUCAAGUGGACAUGGUGGUAGUAGCUAUGAUGAUAGCUCAUCCGAUGAAUAUAUUUCCAGUGAUCACGGAUCAGGAGGUUAUAGUGGAUCUUCCGGUGGUUACAGUGGUUCAUCAGGAGGAUUCGGUGGAUCUUCUGGUGGAUAUGGUGGUUCAUCAGGAGGAUAUAGUGGAUCUUCUGGUGGCCAUGGAGGUUCAUCAGGAGGUUAUAGUGGAUCUUCUAGUGGUUACAGUGGUUCAUCAGGAGGAUUUGGUGGAUCUUCUGGUGGAUAUGGUGGUUCAUCAGGUGGAUAUGGUGGAUCAUCAGGUGGACAUGGUGGUUCAUCAGGUGGAUAUGGCGGUUCAUCUGGAGGAUAUAGUGGAUCGUUCGGUGGUCAUGGAAGUUCAUCAGGAGGCUACAGUGGCUCCUUAGGAAGCUACGGAAGUUCUUCUGGAGGUUAUGGUGGUUCUUCAAGCGGAAUUUUAUUUAGUGGGUAUUCUGCUAGUAAUCACAAAGGAUCAUCCGGUGGAUACGGCGGAAGUUCAUCAGGUGGCUACGGUGGUAGUUCACUUGGUGGGCACGGUGGAAGUUCAUCCGGUGGAUAUGGAGGUAGUUCAUUUGGUGGACACGGAGGAAGUUCGUCUGGUGGAUAUGGUGGAAGUUCAUUCGGAGGACAUGGAGGAAGUUCAUCCGGUGGAUACGGAGGAAGCUCGUCCGGUGGAUAUGGUGGAAGUUCAUUCGGAGGAGGACAUGGAGGAAGNUCAUCCGGUGGAUACGGCGGAAGUUCAUCAGGUGGCUACGGUGGUAGUUCACUUGGUGGGCACGGUGGAAGUUCAUCCGGUGGAUAUGGAGGUAGUUCAUUUGGUGGACACGGAGGAAGUUCGUCUGGUGGAUAUGGUGGAAGUUCAUUCGGAGGACAUGGAGGAAGUUCAUCCGGUGGAUACGGAGGAAGCUCGUCCGGUGGAUAUGGUGGAAGUUCAUUCGGAGGAGGACAUGGAGGAAGCUCGUCUGGUGGAUAUGGUGGUAGUUCAUUCGGUGGAUCCGGAGGAAGUUCAUUCGGAGGAUAUGGUGGAAGUUCAUUCGGAGGAGGACACGGAGGAAGUUCAUCUGGUGGAUACGGAGGUAGUUCAUUUGGUGGACAUGGAGGAAGCUCGUCCGGUGGAUAUGGUGGAAGCUCAUUUGGAGGAUAUGGUGGAAGUUCCUCCGGUGGAUUUGAAGGUGGUUCAUUUGGGGGACAUGGAGGAAGUUCAGGAGGUUUUGGAGGCUACUCGGGUAGUGGUUCCAGCUCUGGUGGUCAUGGUGGAGACACCUAUUCAGCCCCAGGACAAGAUAGCUAUGGACCACCAGGCGAAAGUUUUCCUUAUACUAAAAAAUGAGCCACAGUGAAAUUUCAAAACAAAUACUUUAUUUUUAACAUGAAUUUAAUUUUAAUUUUGU